Molecule: messenger RNA, 1189 nt
Organism: Pisolithus orientalis
Lineage: Eukaryota; Fungi; Basidiomycota; Agaricomycetes; Boletales; Pisolithaceae
Product: histone-fold-containing protein
Exons: 4
Coding region: 69-812 (247 amino acids)
Biological process (GO): heterochromatin formation; DNA damage response; leading strand elongation
Cellular component (GO): CHRAC; epsilon DNA polymerase complex
Molecular function (GO): protein heterodimerization activity; chromatin DNA binding
Source: RefSeq, a predicted model, not a curated record
GGUAACUACUUACGACGGACUUAGUACUUGGCAUCUGCCAAUCUACACUGCCAGGUGAACCACGCAGAAUGCCGCGCAAAGACACGGGAUCGGGACCCAUAUCCGCCCAAGCUCAGCAGGAUCUCGUUUCAGAGGGCAUCGAAAACUUCGAACUACCCAAAAGUCUGGUGACAAAGAUUGCCAAGUCAGCAAUACCGGAUAAUGCCAAAUUACAAAAGGAAACCGUUCUGUCGCUCGUGAAGGGGUCCACCGUAUUCAUCAAUUACUUGGGUGUGUGCUUGUACUCCUGUCUGUCAACGCUGUUAUUCAGUACUCUCAAGCUGCGACGUAGGCGUCACGGAUACUUUGUUACCCGCCCGCAUCGAUUCAACGACUCAUUUUAUAGCGCGCAUGACGUGGCACUGUCGAAGCAACAUAAGAGCAUUUCUGCAUCAGACGUCCUAAAAGCCCUAGAAAUGAUCGAAUUCGGUGACUUGGUGGAAAAACUGCAAGAAGAGCUUCAAAUCUACAGGGAUAACACUAAGGGUGACAAAGGAAAGAAAAGUGCAGUUGUUCCCUCGGGUAAGGGAAAGGCUAAAGAAAAGAUCACCUCGUCCGUCUCACAAUCAGCUGCUGAAGAGCUCUAUUCGGGUAGUCCUGUCAGAGACGAAGGGGAGAUGGGUGAAGUGGUGGGGGAUGAAGAUGAUGAGGGGGAAGUUGACGACGUAGUCGAGCAUGACGAGGAGGAAGAACCUCUGGAUACGAUGCACAUCGAAACUGAAGAACUUCAGAGAGACGCAGCCGAGCUUCAUGAAUUCCCCGCCGACCCAUGAUAAGAGAAGCUGCACCAGGUAUGCAACUGAGGAAACGAACUAGUGGUUGCUACCUCUAUGCCCCUCUAGAAUGGAAUACGAGCGACCUUGUUAGCGUCCCCGGAUACCACCAUGUUUAGGCGUAUCUGGUGGCUGGUCGUGUUGCGUUGGGUGUGAAACUCCUUAAGUCAUCAGACAUUGACUUACCACUGAGCCAUACUAGCUUACUGUGGGGAUAUAGGGUCCGAGAAGGUAUCUACCUUUGGUAAGUAAUGUGACUCCUCUUUCAUGUCCUGCUCCGUCAUACACAACCGCGAAUCUUGGUCCAUCUCCAACGAUGACGGUAUGAACGCCUUUGGGCGCCAAAGUCACCUACCUGACUCCAAACACGUGACAUG